CAAGAGGUCAAAGCCCAGAGUGAGGAGGUGGAUCUGGGCUUGGGGGAAAGACAUGUGUCUUCAUGAUGGGAGCUGCCCAGACAUGGUGGCAUGGGCCUUCGAGGGGUUGGUCUGAACUGGGCCACCGGCCUAAGAGAUGGACGGUAUCCAAUUCCCCUCCAACUGCCUAUAUCCAGCCAGGGAGGUCCAGCUGGUACUCCAGGGGUGGGGGGUGGGGCGUCCUAGAACUGAUCCUCUUUUCUUUCCAAAGGGUUGAAGCAGCGCCUGGACCCCAUGCCCUGCCUCUGGAUCUUCCCCAGGGAUCAGACAAUCAGACCCAGGCUGAGCCCAAGAAAAACAGACUAAACUCACUCCCUGCUCAUAGAUCUCAGGCCCCGCCCCCAGGCCUCAAAGCGGGCUUCUUCAGGCUCCUUGACAUCAGGGUAACAGCCCCCGAGGAACCUACUAGUCUCAGGCCCCGCCUCCUCAGUCCCUUCCCCUUAGAAAGAUUUGCCUCAGCCCCCCUCGCCCCACCAAGCAAUUCCUAAACUUCAGGCCCCGCCUCCUUAGGAUUUUUCCGUAGACGUCAGGCUGGGCCCCUGGGAAAUAGACUUGUCUCAGGCCCCGCCUCCUCGGGCCCUGACCAACGACAUCAGGCCCCACCCCGGAGAAAGUGACUCGCAUAUGAAGCGCCUCUUAUGUGCCAGGCAUUCUGCGAAGCGCUCGAGAAGCAAAAAGAGGCAAAAGACAGGCUCUGUUCUCAUGGAAUUAACAAUCUAAUGGCAAGGCUAACAUGCAAACGAAUGUAUACACAGCAAGCGGUAGACGAAAUAGCUAACAGGGGGAAGACGCGGGAAUUAAGAGGGCUGGGGAAGGUUCCGCCCCUGUGGAAGUCACAAGCCCGGCCUGCCCGUAGAUAUCUUCAGGUUCUGUCCUCAGGAAACCGACAAUUAGGCCCCGCCCCGAGGAUAUUAGGUUUCGCCCUGAGGUCACCCCCCAACCCCUCACCGUCGCUAUGGAAACAACACGGGCUUUUCCCAAAGCACCACCUGCAGGCCGCCAACGGCUGGCUGCUUCGCUCCGAGGAUCGCGAAGAAAGGGAGGAGGGGAGUUGAAGUAGUUCAGUGAGAGACUACAAUUCCCAGGAAGCCACGCUUUCACCUUGGUCGGACGGCGACUGCUUCUGUCCAGUAGCCGAAAGAACUCAGCGCGUGCGCUUGGAGGUCGACCUCUCCCUCCGCGGGAAUCUUCAGGAGCAUGUACGGAAGGGGCGGGACGCCGAGGGUGCGCAGGGCAUUGUGGUCCUGUCUCCCAGGCCGCUGCUCCGGGUUUCGCUCGACGCAGCCGUCUCUCGGAGGAGGGGGCAGGGGCGGAGGCGGAGGCCGAGGCCGCUCUCGUCUCCAUGGUAACACGAUAGGCCGAGUGGGGUGGGUGGCCAUGAUGAUGGGGAGGAGGGAACCAGCGGCCUUGGUCACCAUGGUGACGGGGGUGAUAAGCUGGAGCGGCGGCAGUCUCCAUGGUGACGGGCGGGGUGGGUGGGGCAGGGGCGGUGCAGCCUAGACAAGUUCCCGGCCCCAACCAUGGCCUAUGACCCUUUACUUUGAUCUGCCAGGCCUCUGUCCCAUUCCCAGCCCCGCUAGGUCUGACCUCAUCCUUAACCUUCCUGGGGGCUAGUUCCAUGUCCAGCUCACACUGCCCUUGACCCCUCCUGCUCCUCUCUCGGUCCCUAUCCUCCUCCCUUAGUCCUAUCCCUGUCCUCCUUCCUUCUGGUCCUCCAGCAUCCCCAGGGCGGGGGUAGAGGAGAAAAGGUGCCAAGGUGAAAUCGACAGACCUAGGAUGGGGGGGGGGGGCUGAGAGUGGGAGGCCAGUGAUCCGGGGUUGUGAGCCUGAGGGCUGGGAGGAUGGGGAUAUCCAGUAAUGGGGAAGGUGGAGGGGGGAGGAAGAAAGCUGUUGUUUAGGGAGAGAGCGGUGUCCUUAGAACGUAGAGAGGAGAGCAGUAAUGGGGAGUGGUUGGCAGUGUCAGAGGCUGCUGAGCUGGAGGAGGAGGAGAAAAAGAUUGAGAAAAGCCACUCAGAGCCCCGGGUGGGUGACUGUGGAGAUGGCCUUCUCCAGUUUAGACAAGGGGCAGAAAAGAAGUGAGAUCAUAGUGGGGAUGGGUGGAGGAAGUGAGGCAUUUGGAGAGUGGGGGACCCACCACUGGCCUUUUUUAGGUUCUAGUAGAGGGAGAGAUGAAAAAUAAGCAAGGGGCACAGAAGGCACCUGGCUGGAAGGAGAUGAGGAAAAGGGGAGAAGAGGGGGCUCACGAGUGCCUCCAUUUUUUCAGUAAAAUAGAAGGCUAGGUCUCAGCUAAGAAGACCUGAGUAUAGGGAUUACUAUGCCCAUUUUUUGAGAUGAGGAAACUGAGGCUUGCAGAAGAUAGGCGACUUGAAGUCUCCCAUCUAGUGAAAUCAGAAGUGGGGUUGGGAGUCUGGGCUCUCUGCUGCCCCUUUGCUGCCUUCUCUGUUCCUUGUCUCUGGGCACCUCCCUCUUCCAAGCCCCGUCGACUGCCCCUGCAUAUAGUCAGUCCUUAGGAAGAAGAUUUGGGUGUCCCCUAGGAAGUCUGGAGUGAGGGUGAGAAGAGCCUCAUGGCACUGUCCAUCCAUCCAUCCAUCCAUCCAUCCAUCCAUCCAUCCAUCCAUCCAUCUGUCUGUCCAUCCACCCUGCAGCUGGAGCAAGAAGCCCUGAAAGGUCCUGCUGCCAUGGGCGAGCUGGGCCUGGGCCUGGAGUUCCACACGUGGCACCACUUCAGCAGCUUCUUUGAUGACUGGUGUGAGCGGCAUAAAGUGCUCUUCAUCAUUGCCAGCCUCAAGCCCCUGAUCUCCCUGCGCCAGCCGCCACUGCCCUACCUGCCCAGCCUGGCCUCGACCCUACGUUUCCGCUUCGUUCGCCUCAUCUGCAAGCACAGCGGUACCUACGUGGGGCAGAGCGUGGUGCAGCGAGACCAGCAAAGCCAGAAGAUCGACUGCCCGGCUCUCAUCACCCUCCGCCUGGGCCCCAAGAAGGAUCGGCUGGUGGUGACAGAGGCCAAGCUGCAGCACAACCAUCAGCUGUCACCCCGGGAGUUCUCCAGAUGCUUCAAGCGGAGCCAGCUGGAGGCCAGCCUGGGCCUGCCCAUCCGCAUCACCAACAGUGUCUCCAAGCGCUUCUUGGCCCCCGACCUGGUCUGGAAUCUGGAGGACUACAGCCGGGCCAAGGACAAGGGCAUGUGCAAGCUGCUCGGGGAGAUGCACACACUCUUCCGGGCCGACCCCGGGGCCAAGGUCAAGCUGGUCUUCCAAGAAGAUGUGGCCAUCCUCAACUCCAUCUUUUUGGCCACGUCACACAUGCGCCAGCUGGCACGCUCCUUCCCCCGCCUCCUCUUCUUGGACCAGGCAGCCAGCCUUCCUGGAGACUUUGAGCUCUACUCUGUCCUUUGCCAGGAUGCCAAUGGGCGAGGCCGCGAGGUGGCCUACUGCCUUGCCCGCAGGGGCACGCCUGACCUGCUGGUCUUCAUUGUGGCCUCCUUGGUGCAGAGCGUCCCUGAGAUCAAGGCCCUGGUGGAGUGUCUUACCAUUGGUGUGUCCUGCCUUGCAGGUGUAGACACUGUGGAGGAAGUCUUGCCCUGUGCCCGAGUACAGGUGUGCCGUGCCCAGGUCCUGGAGGCCUUGGGACGCAGGGCCCGGGAGUUGGCUGUGCCCGGGGAACGGCAUAUAGUUAAUCUCUUGCACAAUCUGGCACAUGCAGCCUCCCCUAAGGUCUACAGCCAGUAUCUGAGUGACCUCGAAGACGUUGCCCCCCUGGAGUUCCUCCGUCACUUUCUGGAGACCUGGCAUCCACACAAAGGCACAUGGGUUGCCUGCUGGGCAUACCAUCGUGGGGAGAACUGCCCCUUUGUGGACCACCUUGAGGCUCAUAGGCAGAAGCUGUUAUCUGCCCUGGGCCGAGACUCGUCUCUGGCAGCCUCUGUUCGAGGCCUGCUGGACCUUGAGAGCUUGCCUGUGGAAUUGCAGGGGCUGCAGGCAGAAGAGGUGGCCGAGCGCUACCGGGCAGUGGGACCUGGGGAGGCAGCAGCCCUGGUGGCUGAGGAGCUGGCGUUGGCGCGCCAUGGUGUGGGCAUCCAGCCGGCAGAAGGUGGGGGCUUUGUGUUGGAGGGGGCAGGCCGGGGAGCUGCCUUCACCGUGGGGGCAGACCUGGCCUCCUGUAGCUGCUCUAUUUUCAUGGCUGGCCACCGGCCCUGCCGCCAUAUCUUUGCUGCCCGCCUCUGGGCAGGGAAGGCCCUCUUCGAUGUCAGUCUCCUGCCCCCUGCAGGUGGUGAUGAUGGGUAAGGUUCUGGUAGGGCCUCUUCUUGCUAACUCCCACACUAGAAAGGGCAGAAGGGAAAGUCAUAGGUCUGCCUUCUUCCUCCUCUUAUUCCCCUGCUGCUCAGACCUGGCUGGACUGGUCUGGGAAGGAGGGGAGCCCAUCAGGGUAGCAGGGUGGGUGUCUGCUGCUGGGGACCAGGAAAGGGAAGGGACGGUUUUGUAUGUUUUCUGGUGAGAAUAAAACAAAUUCUGUGGGGUGUUCUACCUCCCA
Monodelphis domestica (gray short-tailed opossum) is the source of this 4569-nucleotide messenger RNA. Lineage: Eukaryota; Metazoa; Chordata; Mammalia; Didelphimorphia; Didelphidae. The record is from RefSeq and is a predicted model, not a curated record.